Molecule: messenger RNA, 1839 nt
Organism: Lactuca saligna
Lineage: Eukaryota; Viridiplantae; Streptophyta; Magnoliopsida; Asterales; Asteraceae
Source: the annotation of a GenBank genome assembly
AGCAAAUUAAUUUUCUUGGGUUGUCCCAAUUUUUGAAUGUGGGCUCACCGAUUUUGACCCUUUUUCCUUUUUAAUUUAAUAAUAAAUCAACCGAUUUGGCAACUCAUCUAUAUCUUCUCCAUCUCAAUUCACAAAUCUUUUAUAGUACUUCGUUUCAAUCGCGGUUUGUUUAUGUGGAAUUGCGGAUUCCGUUUCUAGUAUUAGGGUUUUUGUUUAAUGGGUGUCGAGGGAGAGUCAACUCAAACGGGUGUCUCCACCGUUGACGGUGGCGAUGCAGAAAUCGCCCUCAACAUCCGAUGCUCUAACGGCAAUAAGUUCUCGGUGCGAGCGAGCCUCGGAUCAACCGUCGUCGAUUUCAAAGAUCUCUUGGCUCAAAACUGCGAUGUUCCUGCCAAUCAACAGAGGUUGAUUUAUAAAGGAAGAAUCCUCAAGGAUGAUCAAACCCUAGAUAGUUACGGCCUUCAGGCAGAUCAUACAAUUCACAUGGUGCGUGGUUCUGCUCCUGCUCCAGCUGAUGCUCCUCCUGCCAUUGGAAACCCUAAUACUCCAUCACUUGGUUCUCAAGGUGGUGUUCCCAACGAAGGGCUGGGCUUAGGCGGUCCUGGCUCAGGUGCACCCCUAUUUCCAGGCCUUGGUUUUGGUGGACUUGGUGGCUCUGGUGCACCCUUUGGGUCUGGACUACCUGAAUUUGAACAAGUCCAGCAACAAUUAACCCAAAACCCAAACAUGAUGAGAGACAUGAUGAACAUGCCAGCUGUUCAAAACAUCUUAAACAACCCUGAAAUCAUGCGUGGAAUGAUCAUGAGCAACCCUCAGAUGCGUGAAAUCAUUGACAGAAACCCUGAGCUUGCUCAUAUCCUCAACGACCCUGCAAUUUUAAGACAGACACUCGAAGCUGCAAGGAACCCUGAACUUAUGCGUGAGAUGAUGCGUAACACUGAUAGGGCCAUGAGUAACAUUGAAUCAUCUCCUGAAGGCUUCAACAUGCUUAGACCCUUACUUGGGAACCAGGGUCCUGCUGUUAAUGUUAACAACAACAACAACAACAACCCUGAAACAACUCCAGGCUCUGCAGCUCCUAAUUCUAACCCACUUCCUAACCCUUGGGGUGCCCCUUCUGGUGGUGUUCAGCCAACAAGGGCACCCAAUGUAUCUGGGUUAGGUGGUCUUGGAUUACCAGGGGCAGACAGGACAGGUGGCAUGCCGGACAUGAGCCAGCUGUUGCAGAAUCCAGCUGUUUCUCAGAUGAUGCAAAGCUUGCUUUCAAAUCCCCAGUAUAUGGAGCAGAUUGUGAGUCAAAACCCUCAACUUCGCAGUAUGUUCGAUUCUAACCCUCAGUUGAGGGAGAUGAUGCAGAAUCCAGAGGUGCUUCGUCAGUUAACUUCACCUCAAAUGAUGCAGCAAAUGAUGUCUUUACAGCAGCUUCUACCUCAGCUUAAUCAACCACAAUCAACUUUGAAUCCUACUCAGACUGGUGCUUCUCCAGGAUCACAAAACAAUAUGGGAUUAGACAUGUUGAUGAGUAUGUUUGGUGGGCUUGGAGCUGGUGGCAUGGGAGUCCCAAAUGUCCCUGAUGUGGCACCAGAGCAACUUUAUGCAACUCAGCUGUCUCAACUUCAGGAGAUGGGGUUCUUUGAUGUGCAAGAGAAUAUUAGGGCGUUACGUGCUACUUCGGGUAUUCUUUGUGGACAAAGAAAGGGAGGGAAGGAUGUUGGAUUUUGUGUUUUGAGGGGUGGGAGUGUGAAUAAUGAACAGACUAGAAAGAAUUAUUAUGGUUCAUUCCCAUUUUGUGGGAGCUUUUUACUCGAAUCCUUUGUAAAUUUACAAGUUGUUGGUUGA